AUGGUUGGAGGAGGAGGGGGAAGGCACCCUCCAGGUCCACACGGAACCGGCUCGACAGGGUUAGUUGCUGUCGGCGGCGGACGGAUUGGGCAGAGUGUGGUGAUGCACUGGCAUGGCCUUGGAAGGCAUGGCGGACACUCUGCUCCAGGUGGGCAGGGCGGGCAGAGCGGUGGAGGGAUAGGCGCGCAUGGAGGGCAGAUCACGCAUGUUUGGCUGGAAGUGGGAGUGGGUUUAGGCGGGGUUGUCACAGGGGGAGGUGUAAGUGUUGGUGUGAUGGUUGGAGGGAGGGGUGUAGCGGUUACGGUGGUUAGUGUUGCUGUCGGCCUCGGCGGGUUGCACGUGCGGGUGAUGCACGGUGGGCAAGGUGGAGGAGGAGGACAGGGGGUACAGACGAUCCCGUCGCAGGGUGGGCAAGGUGGGGGAGGCAGGCAACCUGGGCAGACCACACAGAGAACGGGUGUGGUUGUAAUUGGGGUGGGAGUAACGACGGUGGUCGUUGGCUUUGUGGUGAUGGACGGGCAGGAAGUUACGCAAGGCCCAAUGGGGAGUGGGCCGGUGCUGGGUGGGCAGAGGAGGGUGCAGGUACCGUCUAUCGGUGAGACUGGCGCUGGAAUGGCAUUCACAGCGUGGAGUACCCCGAGGACCACCACUAGGCCUCGGAACAUGGACAUGGUUGGGUUCCACGAGGGCAUGAGUACGGGUUGUAGACCGUGGGGCUAA
This is a messenger RNA of Coprinopsis cinerea okayama7#130, 720 nucleotides long. RefSeq lists its product as hypothetical. NCBI's taxonomy places the organism in Eukaryota, Fungi, Basidiomycota, Agaricomycetes, Agaricales, Psathyrellaceae. The transcript has a single exon. The record is from RefSeq and is a predicted model, not a curated record. Bases 1 to 720 code for a protein of 239 amino acids.